AUGACCACACUCAAAGAUCAAAUUGCUGUUGAGCCUAUCGACGCCGACUGCUACCGCUCCGCCGUCACUCCCAUCCGCAUGGGUGAUCUGGCUGACUGGGCCUACGGUGGCAACACCCUGGCCAUCGCGGUCAACGCAGCCUACGCGACAGUGACAGCAGGCCAGCACCUGUACUCUAUCAGUGGUUAUUUCGUACGACCCGCCAGCACAUCGCAGAAGCUCAUCUGCCGCGUUGAACGCAUCCGAGACACACCGACCUUCCAAACAAGACAUCUUCGCGUGGUCCAAUACACUGGGAAAUCCGAACAGCUAUGUCUGAUCGCAACGGCAGAUUUCCACAUCGAUGAGCCGGUGGACAUGGUGAAUUAUUCUGCUCGUCCGCAGCGCCCUGUCCCGUCAUCGCCGGCGACCGAAACAGAGAUAGAGAAAACGCAAGAACCAGGACUCUACAGGAUUCUCGAUGCAAUGAUGGAGCUCCGCCCACACCAUGCCAAACGGCACGAGAAAGACGUCCCGGAUAUUGUCUCAGCUGAGCGGUUCCGAAUUCAUGACGCUCUUCACACCGAGGCUGACCGAAUCGCGGCUCUUGCGUUCUGUAUGGAUCGUGGACUUGCGUACAUUCCCGCGAACCAUUCCGGUUACAACUUGUUUGAGGCCAGUGCCUGUGCGACUCUCGACUUUGCGCUGCGGAUAUUAACUCAUGGGCUUGAUUUGCAGAAUUGGCAUGUUAGCGAGAGACAGACUUGUGGCGCGGGGAAUGCUAGAGCGCUCAGCGAAGGGAGGGUCUUCAAUGGAAACGGCCGGUUACUGGCGAGUAUGACGCAGACGACGAUUCUGAGGCCGAAGAAAGAGGCAUCGAGGAUUUGA
Molecule: messenger RNA, 867 nt
Organism: Aspergillus steynii IBT 23096
Lineage: Eukaryota; Fungi; Ascomycota; Eurotiomycetes; Eurotiales; Aspergillaceae
Product: thioesterase family protein
Exons: 1
Coding region: 1-867 (288 amino acids)
Biological process (GO): acyl-CoA metabolic process; fatty acid catabolic process
Cellular component (GO): peroxisomal matrix
Molecular function (GO): fatty acyl-CoA hydrolase activity
Source: RefSeq, a predicted model, not a curated record